This is a messenger RNA of Cololabis saira (Pacific saury), 1291 nucleotides long. It is a transcript of the gene vma12, whose product is annotated as transmembrane protein 199. The record is from RefSeq and is a predicted model, not a curated record. NCBI's taxonomy places the organism in Eukaryota, Metazoa, Chordata, Actinopteri, Beloniformes, Belonidae. The transcript is spliced from 6 exons. Gene Ontology annotation, biological process: vacuolar proton-transporting V-type ATPase complex assembly. Gene Ontology annotation, cellular component: endomembrane system. The coding region runs from base 184 to 762 and encodes 192 amino acids.
UCUCACGAGACACAAUAUGGCCGCUCACAUUCGUAGCAUAGAGAGUAAUGUCUGUUAAGAUUGCUCUUUUCGUAAAACAUCGAUUAUAAUUACACUCCGAAGUCAUGGUUUCCGAAGACCGGAGAAGACAGGGUUAAUUUAAAUAUCUUUAUUUGUGAGAGUGGUGUGAGCUGCAACAACAUCAUGGCAUCUUCAUUUGUUGUCGGGGAUAAAGCCAGGGAGAAGAUGGAAGAACUGCUGCAAAACACUCACUCAUCUCUGCUGGAGGAAUUUAGAGAAACAUCCCAAUCAACAAACAUGUGCUUCAGCACAGCGAGGAAACUGAAGAAACACCUUAAGGAUACAGGGCACCCUUUCUACCUGCAUGACUUCCUCGGGGACAGCUCAUUGUACUUGCCAGAGGUUGAGAAACUUCCCAGAAAUCCUGAACUAGUUGCACGUCUUAAGCGGAUCAAAGCAAAACUAGCCAAUGAGGAGUACAACAGAAUGACGCGUGAUGUCAACGCUCAGGAAAUCAACCGAAAUGGAACUCUGUCAGAUUUUGGAGGACAAGUGCGGUCAGUCAGAGCCGUGGUGGUGACUGUUUUCAACUUCUUUGUGACUGUGGUUGCUGCUUUUGCCUGUUCCUAUAUGGGCAGCCAGUAUUUAUUCACCGAGACUCCAGCGCGGGUGAGUUCAGCGGUGAUUGCUGCGUCUGUGGUCGGGCUGGCUGAGCUGUACGUCCUGGUCCGGACCAUGGAGGGAGAACUAGGGGAACCAUAGAACACUUUUUUCUUUCUUGUUCUUUCUUCUUUGUUGCUGUCGAAGACUCCAAAACAGCUGGUCAAGGCUUGUACGAAUAUCACCUUUUCCAUACUUUUGCAUAUUGCCUGAACUUUGUUAUUGUUUUAAUCCAGGUAAUGUAUGUAUUGUCUGAGAACACUAGCUCUUGAUGACACUAGUGUUGGAGUUGAAUUGUCAUUAAAUCUGAAACUUGGAACUGGUCUCCAACCCUGAAUGUUAUGUAUUUGUGAUGCUUAGCCUUUAACUACAGUUAUUGUCCAAGACUAGUGGCUAUCACUCAACAAUGCACCCUGUUUACCAUAAAUACUGCUCAGUAAGACAGUGAGGGACAUAGACAUAUCAGUUCUAUAACUUCUAUAUGCUUUAGUUGUAGAUGAAUAAGUCCUCUUUAAUAAGUGGGAAAUGUAAUGCAAAAUGAUCCAGUGUGAUAGCCUUUUCUUGUGUAAUCUACAAAUAAACAGACGGUGAUAAAUGCAGUAUAUAGUCAAAAUAAAUAUGAGUCCAUGUA